Bacidia gigantensis is the source of this 849-nucleotide messenger RNA. RefSeq lists its product as uncharacterized. Bases 1 to 849 code for a protein of 282 amino acids. The record is from RefSeq and is a predicted model, not a curated record. The transcript has 2 exons. NCBI's taxonomy places the organism in Eukaryota, Fungi, Ascomycota, Lecanoromycetes, Lecanorales, Ramalinaceae.
AUGUUUUCGUGGAUUCUUUGCUGCUUCAGGCAGCGAGGGGGUGAUCCCCAACCCUCGCUGCCUGUCGUGGUCCGACCUGCCUCCUCCCUCUACUCCCAAGCAACCCCACCAAGCACCGUGGGACGGCGGGCAUGGUGCCCGCCGUCACCACCACCCGCCCUCCCGACACCACCACCACCCGCUCCGCCAACACCACCUCCUCUCCCUCCUCCCAGAAAGCCGGCGCGCCCGAGGAAGGCACAGCUCAAAUUCGCCUUCGAUACCACCAGCAGCGGCGGCGGGACGGUUCCCGCGCGGUACAAGAAGUGGGAUCCGAGCCAGGCCCACCCCUGGCGAGGGCCCACGGCACCAAUUCCUCCCGAGCAAUCGCCACGCCGCCGAGUGGCAUUGACAACCGCUGUGGUGCCGGACAGCAACAUCCUCAGUGCGCCCUCAGUCAAGAGACGGCCUCUGGCAGGUCACAGCCAGGGGUCGGGCUUCUCUCCCCGACAAUCGCUUUGGUGCCGGAAAGCAACAACAAUGCUGUGGUGGGACAGCAUCGACAAGGCUGUGGUGCCGGACAGCAACCUCCUCAGUGCGCCCUCAGUCAAGAGACGGCCUCUGGCAGGUCACAGCCAGGGGUCGGGCUUCUCUCCCGACAAUCGCCAUGGCGCCGGAUGGCAACCACGACCAGAGCUGCAGUGCCAGAUAGCAACGACCAGCGCUGCAGUGCCAGGCAGCACCCCUCAGAGCGCCCUCAGUCAAGAGACGGCCUCUGGCAUGUCACAGCCAGAGGUCGGGCUUCUCCCCCCCCGACAAUCGCUAUGGCGCCGGAUAGCAACAAAUGACAAGCACUACGGAGCCGGGUAG